AUGGAAGAAAUUCUGGUGGUCAUCGUAGGAGCUGGGCCUGCAGGUUUAGCAACUUCUGCAUGCCUCACCUAUAUGAAUAUCCCCAACCUAGUCCUUGAAAGAGAGGAUUGUUACGCCUCUCUAUGGAAAAAAAGAACCUACGAUCGUUUGAAACUACACCUAGGGAAACAAUUUUGCGAGCUUCCCCACCUGCCCUUUCCCACUGAUGCACCCACUUUCAUCCCUAAGAAUGGCUUCAUUAGCUACUUAGAUGACUAUGUCUCUCAUUUUCGCUUAAACAUUCGAUACUGUCGUUCUGUGGAGUCUGCUUUCUUUGAUGAGGGUUCAAAGAAAUGGCGUGUUGUUGUGGAGAACAAGGCUUCGAAUGUUACUGAGGUUUAUAGUUCCAAGUAUUUAGUUGUUGCAACUGGUGAAAAUAGCGAAGGUGUGAUUCCUGAUGGUGUCCCUGGGCUCGAUAGCUUUCAAGGGAAAUGCUUGCACUCAAGCAAGUAUGAGAAUGGCGAGGUGUUCAGAGGCAAAGAUGUUUUGGUUGUUGGAUGUGGAAAUUCCGGCAUGGAGAUUGGCUUUGAUUUGUAUAACCAUGGUGCUCAUACUUCCAUUGUCGCCCGUGGCCCAGUACAUAUGGUUAACAAGGAUAUUGUAUUGAUGGGCAUGAUAAUGUUACAAUAUCUUCCAUGCAGCAUAGUGGAUCCAAUAAUUCAGAUGAUGAGCAGGUAUAAGUUUGGGGAUCUCUCCAAGUAUGGCUUCCAAAAGCCUAAGGAAGGUCCAUUUUCUCUGAAAUUAAUAACUGGUCGAUCUCCUACCAUUGACGUUGGUGCCAUAGAGAAGAUCAAAUCAGGGGAAAUCCAGGUUUUUCCACCCAUUACAAGUGUAAAUGGGAAAAAAAUCAAGUUUGAAAAUGGCAAGAUUAAUUCAUUCGAUGCUGUUAUACUCGCCACCGGAUACAAAAGUACUGUCCGAAACUGGCUCAAGGGUGGUAAUGAGCUUUUUGAUGAUCGUGGGAUGUCCAAGCAAAGUUUUCCAAAUCACUGGAAGGGGAGCAAUGGACUUUACUGUGCUGGAUUUUCAAGCAGGGGGUUGGCUGGGAUUUCAAGUGAUGCUAAAAAUAUAGCCACUGAUAUCAGUUUUGUAAUGGAAUAA
This is a messenger RNA of Manihot esculenta (cassava), 1140 nucleotides long. RefSeq names its product probable indole-3-pyruvate monooxygenase YUCCA11. NCBI's taxonomy places the organism in Eukaryota, Viridiplantae, Streptophyta, Magnoliopsida, Malpighiales, Euphorbiaceae. The transcript has 4 exons. Bases 1 to 1140 code for a protein of 379 amino acids. Gene Ontology annotation, molecular function: flavin adenine dinucleotide binding; NADP binding; N,N-dimethylaniline monooxygenase activity. The record is from RefSeq and is a predicted model, not a curated record.